GCCGACCCCCGGCCGGCCGCGCGCUGGAGGCUGGCGCCCGUGCUCACGCCGUCCGCCCACCACUGGCUGGCCACAGCUCCCCGUGUCGCGCACGGCCCCCCGCGCCCUCCUCUCCAACCCCGUGCUCACAGCUCAUUGGCCUCCCCGCCUGCAGCCAGCGGCCAGCCGUGGCCUCGCGAGUUGGACGCUACUAGUACGGUGCCAAACAGCCGAGCAGAGGGCGAGGGCGAAGUGCAGUGCGGUGCAGUGUGACCCGUCUCGUCUCGGAACAGCCGCGGACCACCACCAGAGUCCAGAGCCGCAGAGCGCAGAGCGUGGCGUCCUUGCGCCCCACCCCACCCUCUCUCUAUCCAUGGCGGUCCCCCGCGGAUGCCUCCUCCGCCUGCUCGCCGUCGCCGUGUUCCUCGCGUUCCUCUGCUGCCGCGGCGAGGCGGCGGUGAGGGAGCUCAAGGUCGGGUACUACGCGGAGACGUGCCCGGAGGCGGAGGACAUCGUCCGCGAGACCAUGGCGCGCGCGCGGGCACGCGAGGCCCGCAGCGUCGCCUCCGUCAUGCGCCUCCAGUUCCACGACUGCUUCGUCAACGGGUGCGACGGCUCCGUGCUGAUGGACGCCACGCCGACGAUGCCCGGCGAGAAGGAGGCGCUGUCCAACAUCGACUCCCUGCGCUCGUUCGAGGUCGUCGACGAGAUCAAGGAGGCGCUGGAGGAGCGCUGCCCCGGCGUCGUCUCCUGCGCCGACAUCGUCAUCAUGGCCGCCCGCGACGCCGUUGUCCUGACCGGUGGGCCCAACUGGGAGGUGCGUCUCGGGCGCGAUGACAGCCUGACGGCGAGCCAGGAGGACUCGGAUAACAUCAUGCCGAGCCCGCGCGCCAACGCGAGCUCUCUCAUCCGCCUCUUCGCGGGGCUCAACCUCAGCGUCACCGACCUCGUCGCGCUCUCGGGCUCGCACUCCAUCGGCGAGGCCCGCUGCUUCUCCAUCGUCUUCCGCCUCUACAACCAGUCCGGAUCCGGCCGCCCGGACCCCCACAUGGACGCCGCCUACCGCCGCGCGCUCGAGGCGCUCUGCCCGAAGGGCGGCAACGAGGAGGUCACGGGAGGCCUGGACGCCACCCCGCGCGUCUUCGACAACCAGUACUUCAAGGACCUCGUCGCGCUCCGCGGCUUCCUCAACUCCGACCAGACGCUCUUCUCUGACAACGCCAGGACUCGCCGCGUCGUCAAGCAGUUCAGCAAGAACCAGGACGCCUUCUUCAGAGCAUUCAUCGAGGGGAUGAUCAAGAUGGGGGAGCUGCAGAACCCCCGGAAAGGGGAGAUACGGCGCAACUGCCGCGUUGCUAACUGCUCGCCGGUGGCGCCCCGAGUCGUCGACAUCUGAGCUCCGGUGAGCGAGGUUGGUGUUUCAGAAGAGAUCGAGCCCUGAUAUUAUAUGGUACUAAUAUGUUGACAUGCGUUGUUUUUUUGGUCGUGUGUAACAGUGUAAGUUUUGCGCCUACCUAUGGUCGUGGUGCCUGAGCUGCGGUCAUUGCUGAUGUGGGAAAUAAUUGAGACAUUGUGCCUAUAAAAUGAUGACGGUAGCUUAGCCAAAAAUUACAUCAUGUGUGUGUUUAGCUUAUUCUGCUGAUCAGUUUGAUUCGAAGUUAGUGGCGCGAUUGCAUACAGUAA
This is a messenger RNA of Sorghum bicolor (sorghum), 1662 nucleotides long. Its product is annotated as peroxidase 17. The transcript has 3 exons. NCBI's taxonomy places the organism in Eukaryota, Viridiplantae, Streptophyta, Magnoliopsida, Poales, Poaceae. Gene Ontology annotation, biological process: response to oxidative stress; hydrogen peroxide catabolic process. The coding region runs from base 353 to 1375 and encodes 340 amino acids. The record is from RefSeq and is a predicted model, not a curated record. Gene Ontology annotation, molecular function: heme binding; peroxidase activity.